AGCCUGGCCCCUCAGCAUAAUUCCUGGACUAUCGCACUUAACCAACCAAAAGUGCGGAGUAUUCAACUGGCAAACCAGGUUCUUAGGGUAAAUGUGAGAUCUUUUAUUAGACCAGCUAAAUAGUUGGAAAUUUGUUCUUUGAAAGCUUUUGGGCACAAGUACCCUUCUUUGGGCACAGGGAGAGUCUGCUGGUGUUGUGUCCUCCUGGAUGGAAAAGGAGCCAACAUGCAAAAUGCAGGAAAACUGCUCUUCUGAGCCAUGUAAAAGUACAUUGAAAACUCCCCUGAAACAAUCAGCUACCUCACAUUCAGUAUUAGCAGAGAUCCAGUCUAACUCUGGACCUUUGACAACACCCCCAAAACCCAAGGAAAUCCCUCUUGGAGACCCAUGGACACCCACUACUAAUCUUAAAAUACUGAUCAGUGCGGCUAGUCCUGAGAUUAGAAAUAGGGAACAGAAAAAGGGAUUGCAAGAUAGCAGAAGUGAAAUCCUAGAAGCAAACCAUUGUUUACAGGAGCAUUUAUCAGGAGAUGAAUAUGAGAAAUCUCAGCCAAGCCGUAAAGAAAAAAGUCUAGGAUUAUUAUGUCAUAAAUUCUUAGCUCGCUAUCCUGAUUACCCCAUCACUGGAGAGAGUAAUUAUAUUUGCCUUGAUGAAGUAGCAGAAGAACUUACUGUUGAACGGAGACGCAUAUAUGAUAUUGUGAAUGUGUUAGAGAGUCUGCAUAUGGUGAGCCGUCUAGCCAAAAACAGGUAUGCUUGGCAUGGCCGUCAUAAUCUCAACAAAACCCUGCAGACUUUGAAAAAAGUUGGUGAAGAGAACAAAUACAUGCAACUUAUUCAGCUGAUCAAGAAGAGAGAAUAUGAAAAUGAGUUUGAAUUGGAUGGUGAGAAAAAUGAGGAGACAGCAACAAAAACGAUUGGCAUAAAUGAGCAUUCAGAAAUGUGUUUUAUUGAACUUCCAGGGAUGGAAUUUCGUGCUGCUUCAGUAAACAGCAGAAAAGACAAGUCUUUAAGAGUAAUGAGUCAGAAAUUUGUGAUGCUCUUUCUUGUAUCAACUCCUCAAAUAGUGAGCCUUGAAGUUGCAGCUAAAAUUUUGAUUGGAGAAGACCAUGUGGAAGAUUUAGAUAAAAGCAAGUUUAAAACCAAAAUUAGGAGACUAUACGAUAUAGCUAAUGUUCUCAGUAGCCUGGAACUUAUCAAGAAAGUUCACAUUACAGAGGAGCGAGGCAGAAAACCUGCAUUCAAAUGGACAGGACCAGAGGUUUUAUCAGAUAUUCAGGGUACAAAACCUAUAUCUACUGUUUCUGCCUUCAUCCCAUCUCAUUCUUUAGAACCUAAACCUUCUAAAGAACAGUGUUCAAAAAAUCUCUUCCCAGCAAGAGGCAAGCAGAUCUUCACUCGCCACCCAUCUCUAAUGAAGCUAGUCAAGAGUAUAGAAAGUGACCGGAGGAUCCAUUCUGCUCCUACCAGCCCUGUUAAAACAAGUACAACAGGCUGUGAUCAAAAUUCUUCAACUUUCCCAAGUAAAAUGGCUCAGCUUGCAGCAAUUUGCAAACAGCAGCUAGAAGGACAAUCAAGUGAACUGAAGAUGAAAACGAAAUUGACAUCUAAUUUGGAAUGUAACUUGGCAGCUCCUGAAUCUAUUUUGAAAUCUGAAACUUACACUACCUCUCCAAGUCCAUCUCUUGUUCAUUCACUAGGGGUCCUGCCUCUGAGCCACAAUUCAAUGUCUCCAGUAAUGCUACCUCAUCCCCAUGCUGGUGUUUCAUAUACAAUAUAUCUCCAUCCUUCUCAAACCCAAACUGCAACUACAUAUAGCCCAAGUUUUGUGUUACAGUCAGUACCCUGUACUAAUGUGACUGGAGUUAAAACUGCUUUGGAAGUUAACUCAAAAGUACCAUUUAGUAAAAUGACCACUGAGGAAGGGGAUGGUAAUGUAGUUAAAAAUGACACAAACUUCUUAAAUGCAAAAGAGAAAAAAGUUACAAAAAUUGAAUCUACACCACGGAGCUUUCUUAAAAGAUCACAAGCAUUACAGGAAAACAAUUUAAUUAAAAAAUGCAAACAUGGUCAGAAGAGUCUUGGUGUUCCUAUGGGAGAGUCUGUCAAGAAUGAAAGACCAUCUUCUAGAGCUUUGCAUGUAGAUACUGAAGUCGUCAGUUUUCAAGAAAGAGGACAGAUCAAAUUUGAAAAACUAGACCAAAAUAUGGAAUGUUGUUGUGACAAAGAAAGGAGAGAAGGUUUUCCAGAAGAUCGAAGCAAAACCAGUAAUACACAAGAGAGACCUGUCCCAUUUGCUGUUCAUGCUCAUGAGGCUUUGUUUCCAUCGGGGUAUCUCAUUCCUAUUGCUCGGUGCACCCAACAUAGCAACGAGACAAUGUUUUCUAAUAAGGAAAAAGCUGGAAUAUGUUCAUUACAACCGGCAACCUACAGUUCACCUAUUACUGGUGUCAUUCCAGUGACAGCAUCUGAGCUCACGGCAGUUAAUAUUCCUGCUUUCCACGUAACGCCCAUGAAUAUAAUGGUAUCACCAUCUUCUAUAGCUGCUGCACCUGUAGUAAACAGUUCGUGUCUUAAUUCAGGCCAUACACAUUCUGUCCAAAAUCCAAGUUCUUCCAUUCUGAACUUUACACUACAACACUUAGGAUUGAUACCUGCUGGUGUGCAGGUUUCUGGAAAUCCUGUUCUUCAGUCUCUGCCAAUCUCUCCGAAAGCAGAACAUGUUAAUACAGUCUCAGAAAAUGUGAACUUGCAACAAGGAAAAGUGGUUAAAAAUGAAUCUCAGAUUCUUGAUUGUGAGCUGAAUGGAAAAUCAGUUGCAGUAAUUCCUUUACAGCAGCAGCCUAGUGUUCCAGCAAAACCUAAGGAGUCACAAGUAGUGACUGAAAAUUUCUUCCGCACUCCAGGAGGACCAAACACAAUUGCUAGUUUAUCUUCAUUUCCUGAAAAUUCAGAUAGAGCUUUUCAAAGAACCUUGACAAUUCCACAAAGAAAACUUGAAGUGUCAGAUGACUAACUUUUGAAUGGAUAUCAAGCCAUUGGACCAGGUUAACAUGGAUAUAAUUUAUAGUAUAACACUCUGAUGACAUCUUGGUAUUGUAAUUUGGAAGGUGUGUGCCUGGAAAAUUAAUUGUAAAUGUAUUGGAAAAUCCAGAAUACUAGAAUAGCCUUAUUUAUUAAAAGUUUAGGAUUAAAACAGCUCUUACUAUAAGUAAGUUUUUAAAAUGUCCAUUAAUUUCUCCAAAAGGCUUACCUAAAGUAUUAAAAAGUUAUGCACUCUGUCUUAUUCUGUAUAACAGUACAAAAUAAAGUAAUCUGUAAGUCCAUAAUGCUCUAUACAGAAUUUGGCUAAAUAUACACAGGUACAGUAUAUCAGUACAUUUUGCACAAUGGAAGUACUGGGAUUAAUAUACGGUCUCUUAAUAGAAUGGCUGUAGUUUAAAAUUUGUUUCUCUUAUUCCUUUGUUCUUUCAAUAAUGCUCUUGUAAAGUUAGUAAAAAAAUUUAAUCAAGUCUAUGUAAAUUAAGAUUUAUUUAUAAUGUAUUUUUAAUCAAUUUGUU
This is a messenger RNA of Alligator sinensis (Chinese alligator), 3560 nucleotides long. It is a transcript of the gene E2F8, whose product is annotated as E2F transcription factor 8. Lineage: Eukaryota; Metazoa; Chordata; Crocodylia; Alligatoridae. Gene Ontology annotation, biological process: regulation of transcription by RNA polymerase II. Gene Ontology annotation, cellular component: RNA polymerase II transcription regulator complex. Bases 209 to 3016 code for a protein of 935 amino acids. The record is from RefSeq and is a predicted model, not a curated record. The transcript has 13 exons. Gene Ontology annotation, molecular function: RNA polymerase II cis-regulatory region sequence-specific DNA binding; DNA-binding transcription factor activity, RNA polymerase II-specific.